AUUUGGCAGAUCCAGCAAAAUGCCUCCUUUAUUCUCUAGCCUUACCUCAUUCUUGCUCCCACAGUUUAGUUCAAUAAGUUGUAAGUGCCUGAAAUCAUUCUUGGUGAAUAAUGCCAUCAGACCACUCUGAAAAUUUGUGGCUGAGAGGGGGACCCUCGUCAUCAGCACGCACUUUGUCACUGAGACAGGGUAACCCAUGGUUACUGAGCUCAGAUCAGUUAAGGGGCAGAGAGCCCCCCCCCCUCCUCACUGCUCUAUAAAAGAGACCCAGCAAAGGGACCCUACCAGCUUCUAGCUCUCAGCCUGGGCGAAGGUGUGGGAAGCAAAGCCUGAGACCUUCAGAGCCAAGCAGACCAGCUGCAGAAGCCAGGCCAGCAUGUCUCCUUCUUUCAAACUUCAAUAUCACUUCGUUCUGAUCUUCCUGAUGGCUCUAAGAGGGGAGAACCGGUACCUAGAGCUGCGGGAAGCGACGGACCACGACCCUUUCCUGCUCUUCGGCGCCAACCUGAAGCGGGAGCUGGCGGGGGAGCCUCUGUACCGCCGCGCUCUGCGGUGCCUGGACAUGCUGAGCCUCCCGGGCCAGUUCACCUUCACCGCCGACCGGCCGCAGCUGCACUGCGCCGCCUUCCUCAUCGCCGAGCCCGAGGAGUUCAUCACCAUUCACUAUGACCUGGUCUCCAUCGACUGUCAGGGCGGCGACUUCCUGAAGGUAUUUGAUGGUUGGAUUCUCAAGGGGGAGAAGUUCCCCAGUUCCCAGGAUCAUCCUCUCCCCACAACUGAGCGGUACAUAGAUUUCUGUGACAGUGGUCUAAGCAGAAGGAGCAUCAGAUCUUCCCAGAAUGUGGCCAUGAUCUUCUUCCGGGUUCAUGAACCAGGAAAUGGAUUCACCUUCAGCAUAAAGACAGAUCCCAACCUCUUUCCCUGCAAUGCGAUCUCCCAGACCCCUAGUGGAAGGUUUACCCUGGUCGUCCCACAUUCGCGUCGAAACUGCAGCUUCUCCAUAAUUUAUCCCGUGGUCAUCAAAAUAUCAGAUCUCACCCUGGGACACUUACAUGGUCUGCAGUUCAAGAACCCCUCAGCAGGUUGUGGGGGAAUAGGAGAUUUUGUGGAGCUGCUGGGAGGACCUGGACUGGACCCCUCCAAGAUGAUGCCUUUGGCUGACCUCUGCUAUUCGUUUCAUGGCCCUGCCCAAAUGAAAAUCGGCUGUGACAACACGGUGGUGCGCAUGGUGUCCAGUGGAAAGCACAUAAAUCGUGUGACUUUUGAGUACCGCCAGCUGGAACCAUAUGAACUGGAAAACCCAAGUGGGAACAGUAUCCAAGAAAUCUGUUUGUCUAGUCUUUGAAUAACCAACCCCAGUGAUUUACAUGCUGCUAAUUAAGUGAGUUCUUAAUGGCUAUUGUAUAUGAUUUUGAUGACUAGCUAGUUAAAAGCCUUUCAUACCAGUCAGUAUUUCCAGGCUUGAGCACACAUUAGACACAUACACACCACACACACACACACAC
This is a messenger RNA of Enhydra lutris kenyoni (northern sea otter), 1505 nucleotides long. It is a transcript of the gene CRHBP, whose product is annotated as corticotropin releasing hormone binding protein. The transcript is spliced from 7 exons. The record is from RefSeq and is a predicted model, not a curated record. The coding region runs from base 377 to 1345 and encodes 322 amino acids. Gene Ontology annotation, biological process: negative regulation of corticotropin secretion; negative regulation of corticotropin-releasing hormone receptor activity; hormone-mediated signaling pathway. NCBI's taxonomy places the organism in Eukaryota, Metazoa, Chordata, Mammalia, Carnivora, Mustelidae. Gene Ontology annotation, molecular function: corticotropin-releasing hormone binding.